CAGUCAUCCUCGCCCAUUCCCCGCUCCCAGCCUCCUCUCGAGUCUCCGGGCGUCAGCGAUACUACUGCACAUACGGCACGGUCGGCUGGAACAUGGAUCUGGCACAGUUCCUCUAUCUUGAGGCAGAGCAGCCAAGCAAAGUUUUGAUUCAGUCUGCGGUCGUGCAGGAACCAGAGAACUGGGCAGCAGAAGAGCCCAUCGUCCGAUGCCCCAAGAGCGAGAUACAUGAACAGAUAUUUGAGCACUUCAAAAAAGAACAUGGCAUAUCCAUCGCCUAUAAGAUCGGACCCGCAUCAAUCAAGUCAAUUGAGCAAAAAGGCCCCUUCAUUCUGAGGACGCUACAACCGACGCAACACGUGCAUGUCAGCACACCAGCGGACGCAGUCAAUGUGCACACAGCGACAACAAUAAAGAACACAUCGUCUGGCAGCCGGGGGUGUUCAUAUUAAUCCCGAGACAAAGCGCAAUCUUUGUAGAAGGUAUCAUUGCU
This is a messenger RNA of Colletotrichum godetiae, 490 nucleotides long. RefSeq lists its product as uncharacterized. The transcript is spliced from 3 exons. NCBI's taxonomy places the organism in Eukaryota, Fungi, Ascomycota, Sordariomycetes, Glomerellales, Glomerellaceae. Bases 93 to 449 code for a protein of 118 amino acids. The record is from RefSeq and is a predicted model, not a curated record.